AUGAGUAAUGUGAUUGAUCAUACCAAUGAGACUCAUAUUGUUGAUCGUGUUAAUGAUAAUAAUGCUAACUUUUGUUGUUACAAUGCUACUGGUGUUAAGUCUAAUACUAAUAGCAUUCAUCUUGAUGAUAAUAGUCAUGUUGUUGAUAAUAAUAAUAAUAACAUUCAUAAUGUUGAUUGUGUUAAUGAUAAUAAUGCUAACUUUUGUUGUUACAAUGCUGCUAGUGUUAAGUCUAAUACUAAUAGCAUUUAUCCUGAUGAUAAUAGUCAUGCUGUUGAUAAUAAUCAUAAUAGAACUACUAGUCAUGAUGUUUAUAUUGAUUCUGAUGCUGUUGGUAUAGAAUCUGUUGUUGAUUAUCAUGCUGUUGAUGUUGUUCAUGAUUAUACUACUAAUAGUAGUGCUUACAAUGCUAUUGAAACUGAUUCUGGUACUAGUAGUUUUAAUGAUAAUAAUGUUGUUCCUCAAUGUCAUAUGUGUAUGCCUAAUAGUUCACUUUUAGCCCAUCAAGCCACUAGUCAUAAAUAA
This is a messenger RNA of Pistacia vera, 525 nucleotides long. RefSeq names its product probable basic-leucine zipper transcription factor S. The record is from RefSeq and is a predicted model, not a curated record. The transcript has a single exon. NCBI's taxonomy places the organism in Eukaryota, Viridiplantae, Streptophyta, Magnoliopsida, Sapindales, Anacardiaceae. The coding region runs from base 1 to 525 and encodes 174 amino acids.